UGUGACUAUAGUUCAAGUACCCAUUUAAUUAAGAUAUAAAAUAAUGUCCUGAGAAAACCAAAGAAGGUUGACUACUCAAGAGAGUGAUUGUGUUAUUUCAUUUAAUAUCAGCAGUUGUUUAUCCCUGAGUUCAAAGAGUUCAAGCACUAUCUGAAGUCAAAUGACGCCAAGAGGGCACAGUCAGGGCUUGAAAACAUUUUGAAAUGUUAAAAACAUUUAAACCAGAACCACAUUGACUGAUAAUAAUCGAUAAUUGCAAUUAAAUAAAUGGGAUAUUAUAUAAAGCAUAGAACAUAAAUAAAUAAGAACCGAAAAUGUCACUACCAGAUAAAUUGAACUUCAUCCCUGACAAAGAUUUGGCGUUUCACAGUUUAAGUCAAGAACUUCAUGGUUACACGAUGGUGCACCGGGUAGCUACAGACGAGCGGCCUUUUGAGACGCCCUCGUCUGACGAGAGUGGCAUGGGACGAAGCGACUCCCCCAGCGAUGACUCUGAGCCAGAAGCAGCACUGGUGGUACCACCAGACGGUGGUUGGGGCUGGGUUGUAGUAGCAGCAUCAUUCAUGUGCAAUUUCGUGGUGGACGGCAUCAUAUUCUCUGGAGGAUGCCUUUUAGAACCAAUACGGGAAACUUUCGCUGUUACAAAUUCUCGCGUAGCACCAGUCAACUCUUUGCUUUCAGGAUUCUACCUUUUAGUGGGUCCCUUCGUUUCCGCCUUGGCGAACAAAUACGGGUUCCGGUCGGUGACGAUAGUCGGCAGUGUACUGGCGAGCGCCGCAUUUGCUCUCUCUUAUUUUGCGACCAGCGUGGAGUAUCUUUAUCUCGUUUAUGGCGUAGUCGGAGGUAUCGGCUUGUGCAUGAUCUACAUGCCAGCAGUGCUGGUGGUGGGAUUCUACUUCGAAAGAUGGCGCGCGCUCGCAACCGGCCUUGCGCUUUGCGGCUCUGGCGUCGGCACCUUCGUGUUCGCGCCCCUCACCAAAUACCUGCUAUCAAAUUACGCAUGGACAACCACACUAGUAAUACACGCAGGAUUAAUUCUGCUAUGCACACUUUUCGGCUCUUUGUUCAGACCAAUCAAGCCGGUCAGAGUAACAUUAGCCGAUCAAGUCGAAGAGGACGACGCGUCGCGGCGCCACGAAGAAGCUGUAGAAAAGUUGAACUCAAUGCUCAAACUUCAUAGUAAACUGGAUUCCGGAAUCUCCAUGCCACCAGAAAUGAGGUUUACGAACAAAAUCAGCCCUCACACGUGGAUGGGAGUCGCGAACAACACUCGCUAUCCGACGGCUGAAGAAGUAUUCCGUGGUAGCAACUCACAUAUUAGCAGACGCUCAUCUGCAACUACAGGAACAUUAAAGAACCACCUCGCAAAUAAACCAAUGUUCAUUGCCGUCCCGGUAGCGGAAAAAGACGAGCAGGAAGACUCCAACAGUAACCUUGACAACGUCGAACCUCUCAUCUCGAGUCCCAUUAAAGUUGUCACCAGAGACGCACGGCCACGACGCUCUCACCUCGAUCUAGUCGCGAGACCUCUUUACCGUGACGAUAUUUUCUUCGGUGGCAGUUUGGCCAGACUUCCGAAAUAUACUUCUCGUACCUCCCUCGGCUACCAUUUAGCCGUAACUCAUGUUCCUACGCAAGAGGACGCUCAAGAAGAAACUUCCGGAAAAUGUAAACUAUGUCCUGAAGCUGUUAAACGUGCUUUGGCUACAAUGUUGGACGUUAGCCUUUUCCGAUCACCCACCUUUGUCAUUCUCGCCGUCAGCGGUUUUUUCACAAUGCUUGGCUUCUUCGUCCCUUAUAUGUAUGUAGCCGAAAGAGCAGAACGUAGUGGUAUGAGUAAAGAUACCAGCGUGAUGUUGGUAUCUGCUAUCGGAAUAUCGAAUAUAGUGGGACGUGUCGCCUGCGGAUUGGUAUCGUCGAUGCCGAAAGUAUCUCCUUUGUGGCUUAACAACAUUGCCUUAUCUGCCGGAGGAAUUGCUACGAUGCUCAGUGGAUUAAGCUACACUAACUUAUAUCAGUUUGCUUAUUGUGCAAUCUUCGGUCUUGCAGUGGCGUGCUUCGCUUCCCUGCGGUCAAUCCUGGUAGUGGAGUACAUUGGAUUAGAGCAGCUUACCAACUGCUUCGGUCUUUUCCUGCUAUUCCAAGGCUUCGGAGCGCUUCUCGGCGGACCCAUUGCUGCCGGGCUCAUGGACUUAACCCAAAAACACGAUAUCUCCUUUUACGUCUCCGGGGGAUUCUUGCUCUUAUCCGCUGUCAUGUGCUAUCCAAUCGACUACAUCAGCCGGUGGGAGAAAUCCAGGAACAAGCUCGCUUCUUCGCCAAAAGUAUGAAGACAAUGAAUAUACCUACUACUUAAACUAAUUGAAGUGAAAAAUACUUUUUUUUAAACUGUUGCGUAAAAGGUAAAACUAACCUUAGAAAGAUAGUUUAAAUUUCGAGAUUUGAACGUUUAAUACACGCGCACGCGAAGCUCCGUCUUAGAUUUAUAUCAAUGACAUACUUUUUUAAUAAUCUAUGGUCCGUUUUAGGGCGCUAUCGAUGUCUUUACUCUACUUAAUAAUUUUUAGAUUUAUAAUUUGAUAUAAUUUUAACGCAACACUGCCCCAUUUUUUUAUUUAUGAAAUUAUAGGUAUUUAUAGUUCAAACUUUUUAACCGAGCGUUCGGAAAGAUAUAAUCAAGAUGGUUAUGUAGAACUAUUUUCCGAUUUUUUAUAUACAUUCUGUAAUAUUCCUACCUAUUUUACGUCUCAGGCCCAUUGUUUACGUUUCCAUUUGGACAAACGUAACGCCGUCGUUAGCGUAUAUUAUCUUUUAUUUUAUAAGGACGAACGUAUUGUGGCUAUCCGGCACUACAUACGAAAUAAUGCACCUCAUUUAUUUAAGACUAGAAAAAUGAAAACAUAACAAAACGUAACUCCGGCGUUAAUAUGUUUUAAAUUUGAAAACCUACAAUCAGGUCAUUGUAGUCAUUAUAUCUAA
Pararge aegeria (speckled wood butterfly) is the source of this 2979-nucleotide messenger RNA. RefSeq lists its product as uncharacterized. Gene Ontology annotation, biological process: monocarboxylic acid transport; transmembrane transport. Gene Ontology annotation, molecular function: monocarboxylic acid transmembrane transporter activity. The record is from RefSeq and is a predicted model, not a curated record. Lineage: Eukaryota; Metazoa; Arthropoda; Insecta; Lepidoptera; Nymphalidae. Bases 315 to 2330 code for a protein of 671 amino acids. The transcript has 10 exons.